AGAAUUUCGGGAUUGCUGUUUACUUUACACGUUAAUGCUGAUGAUGUCUUUAUUGUUGGCGAUAACUUUUGUUUGACAAAUGGCUCGUCAGCUAUUUAUUUCACUAAUCCUAAAAGUAAUGAAGACCAAGAGUCCAUUUUGUAUCCAAAUCCUCCAUCUUCAAAAAUUACCUGUGAUUCUCAAACAAUGGUAUGUCCUGAUUGGCUUAUGAAAAAUUGGUAUAGAAAAGAUUCGUAUAGAACUUUUUCUCCUUCAAUUAUAACUGAUAGUCGAUGGCAAAGUUUUCCUACGAUAACAACAACUGAGUCUAUAGAUCGCAAAAAUUAUUUUUAUAAGGAAGUGGGGGAUAUAGACGACGAUAUGUCUAUUGCAUUCUCAGUAAAAGCAGAAUAUGAAAGUCAUAUUUUUUUAUGUAAUUCAUCAAUAACGUCAACUUGUUACUGGAUAAUGCUAGGAGGAAGCAGUGGAACAGUGUCCGCUAUUCGAAAAUGCUCAACAGAUGAAAUUCCUGUAAAAUUGAAAAAUUAUUCUAAAGGUUCCUGUAAAAUAAAUCGUGAUAAAAAGGAGGGCAAUCCUUUAGACGUGAAUACUUGGAAACAUUUUGUUAUCCAGAAAUUUAAACAUGUAUUGAAAUUACUUAUAUACAGCGGUGAAAAAUAUGGUUUAGAGACUUACCUGGAGCUGAAUGAUGAGUAUUUUAUAAUACCAAAAAAACUAUUUGUUCAUAACAAACACCCUUUACCAAGUUCAAAUUAUCAAGCCCUUUGGAAAUUUCACAAAUACUAUAGUUUCGAAACCAAAGGUCAAGGUCUAAUUUCCAGUCCGGCCUUUCAGCCUCAAAACGAAAAUAUUUGUGUAUCAAUGUUUGUGAAAACUUCUUCUCGAGGAACGUUAGACAUAAAUGUUAAAACAAGGUCAAUAUUCGAAAUGGAAAUAAAUAACAUUAAUACUAAUAAUACAUGGAAGGAGAUUAAGAUGUUUACUAAAGACUAUAACAAUAAGAAAGACGACAUGUAUAAUGUAAAUUUUAGAUUUACUACUGCCAAUCAAGAAGAUGGCAGUUGUGCAAUUGAUGGCAUUAGAGAAUGCAAUGAAAUAGAAUAUCGAUAUAUAAGAGCAGGAGGUGGCAGUUUGACUUGUCAACGAUUAGAAGAUCAAUUAACUCUGGAUAUCAGUAAACGAAGCUUCACUAUAAACAAAGAAACGAACUGCAAUGAAACAACUUUUGGAGAGACUUGUAUUCCGUGUGAUAUAUUUGGUGAACAGUUCUGUAAAUCUUUUAAAUAUUGUGAAUCGUCUGGGAUAACUAAGCAAUGCUUCUGUACUGCAGGCUACCAGAACGAUAAUUGUGAAGUGUGUCCAGAAAAGUAUUAUGGCCACGGAUGUAAAAAAUAUAGUCAUUGCAUGACAGGUAUUAAUAAUAUUGAUGGAAGUUGUAGAGGAGAUUGUGAAAAUCCCUAUGUUGGUAGUAGCUGUCAGGAUGUUAAAUUCCCUUUUUUUCUGAAUCCUCCCACGAUAUAUGCCGUUGGUACAAGAGGAUUUAAUAUAAUACAACAAAAUUUAAGUAUGGAAGGAAAUGCUGAAUAUUACUAUUUUGAGUGUUCGGAAGCUAGCCAGAUUGACUGGAAAAGAUGCAGUGUAGAUAUUUCUGUUAAUAUUUCCCAAGACGUACUAGUCUUUAAUGGUGAUGGUAUUUCUAUAGCUCCUGAUACAGAAUAUAACGUGAGAGCCGUCCUUAAAAACAGAGGGAGAUCUUUAGAUGAAGACUCUAUGCAGUAUGCAAGUGUUUUAACUAGUUGUGAUCAUAUAACUCAAGACGAAGUUAAUAUUACUACUACAAGCACCGAAGCAUUCAUAACACUAAACUUUCCUGCAGAUCGUUGCCAACUUACAAAAUAUCAAAUAUCUCUGGAUAAGGAGAAUACCAAGAUGUAACAUUUAAAGUUUCUAUCCCUAAAUUAAAGCCUUAUACUUCGCAUACAUUCAAUGUAAUAUACAUUUCAAAAGACAACCGAAUUGAAAUGAUUAUAAAAAAAGAUUUUUGGACUAAACGAGCAGAACCAUCGGAAAUUACAAGAUUUAAUUCCAGCUCUACAUCCACAACAAUUUCCUUGUCAUGGGAAAAACCGUAUAAAGAAAAUGGUAUAAUAUCUGGCUAUUUAAUCAGAUAUAAAGUAUUAAGAAAUCUGGUGUGUACACAAGAUGAGAAAAAUGAGUUGUCCAAUGUUAAAACAUCAGAAACGUCAGUUACUUUAAAGUUGUUAAAACCAUACACUAGGUACGAAGUACAUAUUCAAGCCAUAAAUGAGGAAUUCCUAGGGGUGGAUUUUUUAGAAAUUGUAGAAACUAAGCCUUUAAGUAAUAUCACCGAAACAGAAAUGAUAUCGAUUAAACAGCUCAUUCCACUAAUUCAUGGAGCAACUGUUAUAAUUAAUGAUGUAAUCUGCUCAUCAUUGUUCGGACCGCUCCUUAUAAGAUUCGAGUUAACUUGCCUCAGCGAUUGGUGUAAAACCGAUGCACAUAGAAAUUUAAGUGCCUGGUAUAAUCCGAAUAAUUUUAGCUUCAAUGUAAGCAGCUCUAAUAUUUUACCUUUCACAAAUUAUACUAUGACGGUAGUAAUUGUCAGAGAUAACACUUGGAAGUACGGUGACUACAAGAACUUUAAGACUCUACCUACAGUUGCCAAUCAAAUUUCUGGCUUAGAGAAGUACAACAAUAGUAAGACUUCAAUUUCCUUACGCUGGAAACCACCAUAUCCUCCCACUGGAAUUUUGGAAAAAUAUUUUAUUUUAUAUGGCUGGAGAAAAACAGUUGAAGACGUAAACGUUACAGAAUGUAAAUUUUGGAAAGGUUAUCACUGUGCAACGAUCGAUAAACAAAUUUUAUUCCAAACUUCGUACAAUAUACAAAUUUCUGCAAAAAAUCAGGAUCAAAAUCCUGCGCCCUACUCAGAUCCCGUCUCUAUAUACAUAGGAAGACAAGGACCAUCGGUGGUAUAUAAUCUGGAAGCUAUGUGGACGGAAAAAAAUGAUUUAAAUGUUUCAUUUUACCAUCCCAAUGAUACUAGGGGAGAACUUCGAAGCUUUGAAAUAUUAAUUAAUAAGCAAAAGAAAAAGGAAGUCCCUACAGAAUUUAUGCCUAUAUAUCAAUAUCAAUAUCAAAUGAACGCUUCGACAUUUACCACUUGUAAUACUUUAAAAUUAUCAGUCCAAGCCCAUAAUAUAUAUGCUGCCAGCGGCUUUUCAUCUAUAACUAUUGACACACCACCACCCAUACCGGAAGAAAUUGAAAAUAUUAAUAGUAACAGUACCAAUACUACAAUAACAUUGGAAAUCAAAAUAAAGAAAACAAUGAGAAAGGUCGACACUUGUAAUAUUUUUAUUUCCGGCACUGGCCAAAUGAAUUAUUUAGAGGAGUUUUAUACGAAUCCUUCGACAAGUAAUUUAAAAUUGGUGUACACAUCUUCAAAUGUGACUGACUCGAAUAUCAAGUUUGUUAUUGGAAAAAAUGAUGACCCUGUAAAUACUCCCUUAAACCCAGGAACGAAUUAUAGUGUAAUGGUAACCUUACUUAAUAAAUGUGAAAAUAAUUUGACUCGAAGUCAUACUCGUCAAAUGUUUAUACAAACUAAGGGAAAUUAUGUAACACCAAUAAUUGUAACAACGGCUGAAACUCCUACCCCAACAAAAUUUGAAAAUGUUUCAGCUAACGGUCUGUGGGCUCUUCUCUUAUUGUUAAUACUUCCCAUUGUGCUUAUUUGGUACAUCAAGAAAAAACAUCCACAUAUACCGCAGAUGAUAAAGCCGCAACCUAAGCUUCCCCCAGAAGAUCAGAUUGUUCUUACUGAUACCCCACCAAUGACUAAGCCAAAACCUAAGGUUAUCAAACCGAUGCCUAGUGAAGUGGCACAGGGCCCUAAGACAAAUAAUUCAAAAAAAGUAAAGAUUAUCGAUUUAGAGACAUAUGUGAAAGAAUCCAUUACAAACGGAGAGCUUCAGAGACAACAUGAUCUCUUUCCAAAAGGAUUAAUAAAACCUCAUAGCGUAGGAUCGACGUCAGAAAAUAAGAUUAAAAAUCGUUACAAAAAUUUGGUAGCAUAUGACCAUUCAAGGGUAAAACUUAAACGAUCUCCAGGAGAUAACCAGUCUGACUACAUAAAUGCAAACUAUAUCGAUGGCUACCGACAACGAAGAGCAUACAUAGCUACCCAAGGGCCGAAAGCUAAUACUCUAACAGAUUUUUGGAUGAUGGUAUGGCAGAAAAACGUAAGGGAUAUAAUAAUGUUGGCCAAUAUAUACGAAAAUGGCAAGAAAAAAGUCGAAAAAUAUUGGCCAGAAAUAAAUGAAGACAAACAUUAUGGAGAUUUUAAAGUUCACUACGUGUCCUCUUCAGUUCAUGCAAACUUUGAAGAAAGGAUGUUUACACUCUCACAUAACAACGAACAAAGAAAGAUCACACAACUGCAUUUUACGACAUGGCCUGAUCAUGGAGUUCCAUUGUACUCUCAAAGUUUAGUGCCGUUCUUACAAAAAAUUUUAAAAAUACCCUAUAGUCCUCAGUCACCAAUGAUAGUACAUUGCAGUGCAGGUGUUGGCAGAACAGGAACAAUAAUUCUAAGUGACAUUAUUCUCCGCAUGGGUGCUGCGGAAAAUUCUGUAGAUUUUUUGGCUUACCUAGAGGUUAUUCGGGACCAAAGGUCGAAUCUUGUGGAUAAUCUUGAGCAAUACAAACUGGCACAUUUGGUAGUACUAGAAUGCCUUUUCGGCAUGCGUACUUCAAUUAUGUGUAACGAUGACAUGCGCACUAUCGUAGAAAAUACUAUUAGCAAUAACGGCAUUAGAACCCAAAUGAAAUAUAUUGAAGAAACUCAAUGGCAGGAUUCAGCUAUGGAGACUAUUUUAGAUAAUGAAGAAGUAGCACCGAUUUACGAUGAGAAAAAUAGGUUUAAAAAUAUUGUUCCAGAACAUUACAGAGUAUUUGUCACUCGAUAUCCUCACGAUGAUGAGACUUCUUCGUACAUCAACGCCAUUUUGGUGGACGACUUCAGAAAUCCUGGAAGAUACAUAGUGACACAACAACCUAUGCCUAACACGAUUGGAGACUUUUGGCGAAUGGUAUUAGAAAGGUCGUGUAAUGUGAUUAUAUCCCUAAAUACUAUCGACCUCAAAGAUGAGACAGUCUGUAAAGUAUGGCCAGAAAAAAACGAGGAGCUGGACCCAGUAGAUUUUAUUAAAAUUGUACAUAAAAAAACAAGGCGUUUAGAAUUUUAUUCCAUUAUAACUGUAGAAUUAGUAACCCAACUUACGGAGGUUGAAAACACAACCGUUAAUAUAAUUGCUCUUGACAACUGGAGACACGAAGAUUUGUUACCAAACAGUAUUGAAGAAUUUUUAGCUUUUAAAGAUGCUGCAGAGGCUUUAUCACGGACAUCGGAAAGUAUUGUAGUGAUGUGCUACGACGGUGCGAAAGCUUCCGGGCUAUAUCUGGCAUUGUCCUUCAUUAUAGAAAAAAUGAAGCUAGAACAAGAAUGCGACGUUUGUUUAGCUGUUCGAACUAUACGACACAGUAGGAAACAAUUUGUUACUACAGAGGAACAAUACGAAUUUCUCUACAGAGCAUCAUUAACAUACAUUACAGGAUUCCAACCAUAUUCAAAUUUUGCUUGA
Messenger RNA from Diabrotica balteata, 5666 nucleotides. Lineage: Eukaryota; Metazoa; Arthropoda; Insecta; Coleoptera; Chrysomelidae. The record is from the annotation of a GenBank genome assembly.